GUCCAACAUAUUUCAGUUUAUUCCCCCCUCUAAGCCCAUAUCUCUCCCUCUGUCUCUCGCGGUGGUGUCUCAGAUCAAAAUCUUAGUGUGAUCGUCGAUGAUCAGGGUUUCAAGAUGCUGUAAUUGUGGCAUUUACUGAUUCAGUUUUUCUUUCACUUGGGGAUUUGGUGCUUCUGCAUCUGAAGGUUAAGAAUGGGUGUGGCUCAGAACAAUCUAGACAUGGAGGAGGGCACCCUGGAGAUUGGCAUGGAGUACAGAACUGUUUCUGGAGUUGCCGGACCUCUGGUUAUCCUCGAGAAAGUUAAGGGACCAAAAUAUCAAGAAAUUGUUAAUAUUCGUUUGGGGGAUGGAACAACCAGACGCGGUCAAGUUUUGGAAGUUGAUGGGGAGAAAGCUGUGGUUCAGCUGUAUGCAAAUUAUGCUAUUGGAAAAGAUGUCCAGGCAAUGAAAGCUGUUGUAGGAGAAGAAGCUCUGUCCUCUGAAGACUUGUUGUAUUUGGAGUUCUUGGACAAAUUUGAGAGGAAAUUUGUUGCUCAAGGAGCGUAUGACACCCGCAACAUCUUCCAAUCUCUUGAUUUGGCGUGGACACUGCUUCGCAUCUUCCCCCGAGAGCUUUUGCACCGCAUACCAGCCAAGACCCUUGACCAGUUCUACAGCCGAGAUUCAGCCAAUUAAUGGAAUAAACCAGCCAGUGUACCCUAUACACCCCUUUUUUUGUUUGCAUUAGUGCUAUUACUUGCUGUUUGCCUGCCUCUCUCUCAGGUUUCAUCCCUCCUUUAUUGAGCAUGAAAUAAAGGUUGUAGCCCAUUCCAGAA
Molecule: messenger RNA, 815 nt
Organism: Tripterygium wilfordii
Lineage: Eukaryota; Viridiplantae; Streptophyta; Magnoliopsida; Celastrales; Celastraceae
Product: V-type proton ATPase subunit B2-like
Exons: 6
Coding region: 193-675 (160 amino acids)
Biological process (GO): proton transmembrane transport; ATP metabolic process
Source: RefSeq, a predicted model, not a curated record